This is a messenger RNA of Nymphalis io (European peacock), 841 nucleotides long. It is a transcript of the gene Rpb5, whose product is annotated as DNA-directed RNA polymerases I, II, and III subunit RPABC1. Gene Ontology annotation, cellular component: RNA polymerase III complex; RNA polymerase II, core complex; RNA polymerase I complex. Gene Ontology annotation, biological process: DNA-templated transcription. Lineage: Eukaryota; Metazoa; Arthropoda; Insecta; Lepidoptera; Nymphalidae. The transcript is spliced from 6 exons. The coding region runs from base 165 to 797 and encodes 210 amino acids. The record is from RefSeq and is a predicted model, not a curated record. Gene Ontology annotation, molecular function: DNA binding; DNA-directed RNA polymerase activity.
GCCCCACGCUCAGUUAACUGUUAGUGUCAAAUUGUCAGUAUUGUUUAUGUUAAGUACAUUGUCAACUUGUCCAAGAUUAUAACUUUAUAUUUUCGAAAUAUACUUAAAAGAAAUAAUUCUAGAAUACUUACAAUCUUUAAUAUCUGUAGUAAAAAUAUCUAAAAAUGGAUGAUGAUGCGGAAACCUAUAAACUGUGGCGUAUUCGUAAAACUGUAAUGCAGCUAUGCCAUGACCGUGGUUAUCUAGUGACACAAGACGAGUUGGAUCAGACCUUAGACCAGUUCAAAGAACAGUUUGGUGAUAAGCCUAGUGAGAAACGGCCAUCCCGAAGUGAUCUAAUUGUGUUGGUGGCUCACAAUGAUGACCCCACAGAUCAGAUGUUCGUGUUCUUCCCAGAUGAAGCCAAAAUUGGUAUUAAGACAAUCAAAACCUACUGUACUAGGAUGCAAGAAGAAAAUAUUCAUAGAGCGAUUGUUGUUGUUCAAGCAGGUAUGACACCGUCUGCAAAACAAUCUUUAGUAGAUAUGGCACCAAAAUACAUUCUAGAACAGUUUUUAGAAUCGGAACUGCUUAUUAAUAUAACAGAACAUGAACUAGUACCAGAGCACAUUGUAUUGACACCUGAUGAGAAACAAGAAUUAUUAGCGAGAUAUAAAUUAAAGGAAAACAUGUUGAUGAGAAUACAAGCGGGUGAUCCAGUUGCAAGAUAUUUUGGUCUAAAAAGAGGGCAGGUGGUUAAAAUCAUUAGAUCGUCAGAAACCGCGGGAAGAUAUAUUUCUUACAGAUUAGUUUGUUAAGCUUAAGAUAAUACAUUAACGAAUAAAAUUACAUUUUUAUAAAA